CUAAUAUGUCUUCCUUUGUGAGGAUUGACCAGUCCAGUUUUAUUGUAUUGGCAUUGCUAUCAUUACUGGAUAGGGCAGUGAAAUGUCCAACAUUUAUUGUCAUAGCAACAGAUGUAUUAUUAGCCGUUGCUGCCCCAUAUAAAAUACUCAUACCCUCCAGUGAGGAAUGUGCAUCAGCUGUACUGAUACAAUGGUCCAGCCAUGAUGUAGUAUUCUAGGUCUCACUAAUGUAAGAAUAACUAUCUACAGGCAAGAGCACCUCCAACCUUUGCAAACCAUGUCUUCAUCGACCUCGCUUUGUGCAUUGUCAUAGUGGAACAUGUUUGAGCUUCGUAGUUCUGGUAAUGUUGCCACAUACAAAGUCAUCCUGUGCUUCCAACUUUGCGGCAACAGUUUGGGGAAGGUCAACAUUUGGGUGUGAUUAUCAGAUGUAAGAAACAAUGAAGUGGAUGUCGAACAUCUGUUGUUACAGCUGUGACCCCCAAACGGUGAGGUGAUAGGAUUAUCAAGACAGAUGUCUUUCUGAAUGAUAAUUGCGGCAACCUAACCCUUUGUACAGGGAUGGUUCUUGAUGUCCCACUGCCGCUCCUAUGCUAUAACGGUAUGAGUCACUUUAGGUGGUAUUUUACACAUAUUACUGAGGAUGAAGUGAAUUGUCCCUUUUGUUAAUGCUGCCUUUUUGGGGAAUAAGCUUAUCUUGAUACAUUUCGGGGUGGAAUCUGCUGAGAGCCAAACUGUAAUUUCUUACACAGUUGUCCGCAUACUUUUGGCUAUAUAGUGCACAGUAUAUGCAGUAUAUUUUCCAUUAUAAAUAAGGGGACAGCAAGGUCUUAAUGUAGCAUGAAUCACAAUGUGUAGUGUGCACAUGCGAUUAUAAGGGUGUAAGAGAGGUUUGGGGGUGGGGCAGGUCACUUUGCAAAACGAUGCACAGGAACAUAUUAGAGACGGCAGGUAGGAAUUUAUAUUUUGCAUUGUGCAACAAAAUGGAAUUGAGGGGAACUUUUAGACAUCACAAAUCGAUAACAUCUCGUCACUUGCAGGACAUCCAGGAAGUAGUCAUUCACUCUACUCCCUUAAACACAUUGUUGAUGCAACUCAGCUUUCUAAUAGAGGACUGUUUGUUUACAGAUCUCUGAUCGCCUCCUACCAACUCAUGCACAUGACUAAAAUGAGCGCCAUGUCCCAUUGUUGUGGAACUAAGAGUCAAAGGCUUUAUUUCAUACAGCAGUUUGAGGUGGGAUGGAGUGUAGGAUGCCCAAUUACACAAGUUGCAUGUCAAUGCCUUGCUUGCACAUAACCUAACUUCAAAAGUGUUUGGUAUGACCAGUCUUCCUGAACUUUGUAGCCUUGACCAUAUGCUCAAUCCUGGACCUUUAGAGCACUGUGAACAUUUAGUGCUCUCAACGUCAUCAGGCGUGCUACAUUUGCACAAUAGGAAAUGUAACAGGAAGCUGAUAAAGUUGAACCUCUGAUAUAAAAUCAAAAGUGCAUGAAGUCAAUCAACAGGUUAAACAAGGGACGUUGCUGUUAUUUCAAAUCAGAGAAGUAGUUUGUGCAGCUGACAGACAAACUUCAUAAGUUUGGAUUUUGUAACCAGUGUGAAGAUGGAGAAGAUGGGAGAUGGCAACAAAAGAAAGGUGACUGGUCACUUGUUGUUCUGUGUGUCCACGGCAGUCAUUGGCUCUCUGCAGUUUGGCUACAACACAGGAGUCAUCAAUGCACCUUAUUUGAAAAUACAGGCCUUUUUUAGGAAUGCUUCUCUAGAGCGCUACGGCCAAGCCAUGGAAGUCUCCACCAUUACUACUUUGUGGGGUUUUGCUGUAGCUAUAUUCAGUGUUGGUGGCAUGGUUGGUGCUCUCUCUGUAGGAGCUCUGGUCAACAAGUUCGGGAGACGUAAAUCUAUGCUCCUGUGUAAUAUCUUGGCUCUGAUCGGGGGUGGACUGAUGGGCUUGUCCAACUUGUCCCAAUCGUAUGAGAUGGUGAUUCUCGGCCGCUUGGUCAUUGGCAUCUUCUGCGGUUUCUAUACAGGACUGACACCUAUGUAUGUGGGGGAAAUCGCACCAACAGCACUGAGAGGAGCGUUUGGCACCCUUCACCAGUUAGGCGUUGUUGUUGGCAUACUCAUAGCUCAGAUCCUAGGUUUGGACAGCUUGCUAGGUUCUCAAGAUCUUUGGCCACUGCUGCUGGGACUGACGGUGUUGCCUGCAUUACUGCAGAGCAUCAUGCUGCUGUUUUGCUCAGAGAGUCCCAGAUACCUGCUCAUCAACCUGCAGCAGGAGGACAAGGCUCGCGAAGUGUUGGCGCGUCUUUGUGGAAAUGCCGAUAUUGAGGAUGAUGUUCGGGAGAUGAAAGAGGAAGCCAAUAAGAUGGCCAUGGAAAAAAAAGUUUCCAUCCUGGAGCUGUUCCGCAACCCAUUUUUCCGGCAGCCUAUCAUCAUCGCCAUUGUCAUGAACCUCUCUCAGCAGCUGUCUGGAAUCAAUGCCGUAUUUUAUUACUCUACAGAAAUCUUCACGAAGGCAGGUAUCACUGAGCCAACAUAUGCCACUAUCGGAGCGGGAAUAGUCAACACUAUCUUCACCGUGGUCUCUCUCUUUCUGGUGGAGAGGGCAGGACGAAGGACACUUCAGAUGAUUGGAUUGGGUGGAAUGGCCGUUUGUGCUCUUGUCAUUACCAUCGCUCUUCAGUUAUUGGUGGACCCAUGUGGACAACAAGAAGAGAAUCUUUCUGGAGCUCCAGUCCCGCUUGAUUGCAAUAGAACCAUGGAGGCAACACCAGAUGGGAGUAAAAUUCCACCAGCAAGCUACGUGGCCAUCGUGGCUGUUUUUGGGUUUGUGGCAACUUUUGAGAUUGGACCAGGGCCAAUCCCAUGGUUCAUAGCAACAGAGCUCUUUGCUCAAGGUGCACGACCAGCUGCUGUCGCUGUGGGUGGCUGCUCCAACUGGACGGCCAACUUUCUGGUGGGUCUGUGCUUCCCGCUCCUGCUGCGCCUGUGUGGACCAUAUGUCUUCAUCAUUUUCCUCAUCCUCCUUGUAUUGUUCUUCCUGUUUACCUACUUCUGGGUUCCUGAGACCAAAGGCCGGACCUUUGAGGACAUUGCCAGUGGAUUCGCUAGAAAGGCAGCUUCCGGCCCCACCCAGUCCUCCCAGACAGAAGGCGGGGCUAGUGUGUCAGUGUCUUCCCCCACAGAGAAAGUUGCAAUGGUGGAAUUUUAGUGGACAGGAGGCCGGCAAAACUGGUGCUAACCCAUAGAGCUCACGCUAUAGGUUUCAUUUAAACUUCUUACAUCUUCUUACAAGCACCAGAGAAGAGCAGAAGAGAGUCAGUCUAAAGGCUAGUCUAAGUUCUAAACGAGAAGGCCCAUAAUGAUACCCACAUGGGGCAGAUUUAUUAAAGGAAGCACUAAACAGAGCUGCUGUAGCUACUAUGAUGGCGUGUAUUGCCAGUUUAGAGGGCAAUCCACUAGAGACGUGCAUACAAAUGAAUACAGGCUCACUUUGCCCUAAUUAACAAAUGCCUGGAGCAGCAUAAACCCUUUUUAAUGCAAGCCUUUGUGUCUGAAAUUAAAUGAAGGAAUUGUACUACUAUUGCUUUGGGACUCGUAUUGUUCUACUAUUUCUUAAUCUCUCUAAUAAUUCAUAACAGUUCAUACAAUUUGGCAUGUAAUAUGUUUGCAUUUUGGUUUCUUCAGGGAUCCAAAUCAAUUUAGAAACAACAAGAG
Messenger RNA from Ictalurus furcatus (blue catfish), 3718 nucleotides. RefSeq names its product solute carrier family 2 member 3b (gene slc2a3b). Gene Ontology annotation, biological process: monosaccharide transmembrane transport; response to insulin. The record is from RefSeq and is a predicted model, not a curated record. NCBI's taxonomy places the organism in Eukaryota, Metazoa, Chordata, Actinopteri, Siluriformes, Ictaluridae. The coding region runs from base 1605 to 3212 and encodes 535 amino acids. Gene Ontology annotation, molecular function: hexose transmembrane transporter activity. The transcript has 12 exons. Gene Ontology annotation, cellular component: basolateral plasma membrane; apical plasma membrane.